This is a messenger RNA of Cyprinus carpio (common carp), 4168 nucleotides long. Its product is annotated as sodium/potassium-transporting ATPase subunit alpha-1. The record is from RefSeq and is a predicted model, not a curated record. Gene Ontology annotation, molecular function: ATP binding; ATP hydrolysis activity; P-type sodium:potassium-exchanging transporter activity. Gene Ontology annotation, biological process: proton transmembrane transport; potassium ion import across plasma membrane; intracellular potassium ion homeostasis. NCBI's taxonomy places the organism in Eukaryota, Metazoa, Chordata, Actinopteri, Cypriniformes, Cyprinidae. The transcript has 22 exons. Gene Ontology annotation, cellular component: membrane. The coding region runs from base 147 to 3224 and encodes 1025 amino acids.
GUUUCUACACGAACGUGUGAUUGAGACUCACAUAUAUCAGUUAAGCUGCAGCAGAGCCGCUGAUUAUCUGAUGCUCUGCUCCACACACUUGAAAGGGGCUUUGAAAGUGAACGUGAAGUUAGCACAGCCGCCGUUCACAAGCGAAAAUGGGAGUUGGGGAUGGACGGGACCAGUACGAGCUGGCGGCAACGUCAGAGCAAGGAGGAAAGAAAAAGAACAAAAACAAGAAAAAGGAAAAAGAUAUGGAUGAGCUAAAAAAGGAAGUAAAUUUGGAUGAUCACAAACUGACUUUGGAAGAGCUCCACCGUAAAUAUGGCACAGACUUGAGCAGGGGUCUCACAAGCGCCCGUGUAGCAGAGAUUCUGGCCCGUGAUGGACCUAAUGCCCUUACUCCACCUCCAACCACCCCAGAGUGGGUGAAGUUCUGUAAGCAGAUGUUUGGUGGUUUCUCCAUGCUGUUGUGGACUGGUGCCGUUCUCUGCUUUCUUGCAUAUGGCAUUCAGGCGGCAAUGGAAGAUGAGCCAGCUAAUGACAAUCUGUAUUUGGGAGUUGUGCUAUCAGCUGUGGUGAUCGUCACUGGAUGUUUCUCAUACUAUCAAGAGGCUAAGAGCUCAAAAAUUAUGGACUCUUUCAAGAAUUUGGUUCCCCAGCAAGCAUUGGUUGUCCGUGAUGGUGAGAAGAAUCAUAUCAACGCUGAAGAGGUGGUGGUUGGUGAUCUGGUGGAGGUAAAAGGUGGUGACAGGAUCCCUGCUGACCUGAGAAUCAUAGCCUCACAUGGCUGCAAGGUGGAUAACUCCUCUCUGACUGGAGAAUCAGAGCCUCAGACACGGUCCCCAGAUUUCUCAAAUGAUAAUCCUCUAGAGACCAGGAAUAUUGCUUUCUUCUCCACCAACUGUGUAGAAGGUACUGCACGUGGCAUCGUCAUUAGCACCGGAGACCGUACUGUAAUGGGCCGAAUCGCAACACUUGCGUCUGGACUAGAGGUUGGGCGCACCCCCAUCUCCAUUGAGAUCGAGCACUUCAUCCACAUCAUCACAGGCGUGGCUGUCUUCCUGGGCGUCUCUUUCUUUAUUCUGUCUCUCGUUCUUGGUUACUCCUGGCUGGAGGCUGUUAUCUUUCUUAUUGGCAUCAUUGUGGCCAAUGUGCCUGAAGGUCUUCUCGCUACAGUCACGGUUUGUCUCACCCUCACAGCUAAACGCAUGGCUAAGAAAAACUGUUUGGUUAAGAACCUUGAGGCUGUUGAAACGCUGGGCUCAACCUCAACCAUCUGUUCCGAUAAAACUGGCACAUUAACGCAGAAUCGCAUGACCGUAGCCCACAUGUGGUUUGAUAACCAGAUCCAUGAGGCUGACACCACAGAGAAUCAGAGCGGGACCUCCUUUGACCGCAGCUCGGCCACCUGGGCAUCAUUGGCUCGUAUUGCUGGGCUCUGCAACAGGGCUGUGUUCCUGGCAGAACAGACAGAUGUGCCAAUUCUGAAGAGAGAUGUUGCUGGUGAUGCGUCUGAAUCUGCUCUUCUGAAAUGCAUUGAGCUUUGCUGUGGAUCAGUGAAAGAAAUAAGAGACAAGUACACCAAAGUGGCAGAAAUCCCUUUCAACUCUACAAACAAAUAUCAGCUGUCAGUGCACAAGAACCCAAAUGGUGGCACAGAGUCUAAACACCUGCUGGUGAUGAAAGGAGCCCCAGAGAGAAUCCUGGACCGCUGUGCCACUAUAUUGAUCCAAGGGAAGGAGCAACCUUUGGAUGAUGAAAUGAAAGAAGCCUUUCAGAAUGCUUAUCUGGAGCUUGGGGGCCUUGGAGAAAGAGUUUUAGGAUUCUGUCAUUUCUACCUCCCUGAUGAACAGUUUCCCGAAGGCUUCCAGUUUGAUACUGAAGAUGUGAAUUUCCCUACUGAGAAUCUGUGCUUUGUGGGUCUCAUGUCAAUGAUCGACCCUCCACGUGCUGCUGUACCUGAUGCUGUGGGCAAAUGCAGAAGUGCAGGAAUCAAGGUUAUCAUGGUAACUGGUGACCAUCCAAUCACUGCCAAAGCCAUAGCAAAGGGUGUUGGGAUUAUUUCUGAGGGUAAUGAGACUGUGGAAGACAUUGCUGCUCGCUUGAAUAUCCCUGUCAAUGAGGUCAAUCCCAGAGAUGCAAAGGCCUGUGUGGUUCACGGUGGAGACCUGAAGGACCUCACAGCUGAACAGUUAGAUGAUAUUCUGAAGUACCACACAGAAAUUGUGUUCGCCAGAACGUCCCCACAGCAGAAACUUAUUAUUGUUGAAGGUUGUCAACGUCAGGGAGCCAUUGUGGCUGUAACAGGGGAUGGUGUGAAUGAUUCUCCAGCACUGAAGAAGGCCGAUAUUGGUGUUGCUAUGGGCAUUGCUGGCUCAGACGUGUCCAAACAGGCUGCUGACAUGAUCCUCCUGGAUGACAACUUUGCGUCAAUUGUCACAGGUGUAGAGGAAGGCCGGCUGAUCUUUGACAACUUGAAGAAGUCCAUUGCUUACACCCUGACCAGUAACAUCCCUGAGAUCACACCCUUCCUGUUCUUCAUUAUCGCCAACAUCCCCUUACCUCUAGGAACUGUUACCAUUCUGUGUAUCGACCUGGGAACAGACAUGGCCCCUGCUAUUUCUCUGGCAUACGAGGCUGCUGAGAGUGAUAUCAUGAAGAGACAGCCCAGAAACCCUAAAACAGACAAGUUGGUGAAUGAAAGACUUAUUAGCAUUGCAUAUGGACAGAUAGGUAUGAUUCAGGCUCUGGCUGGAUUUUUCACAUACUUUGUCAUUCUCGCUGAGAAUGGCUUUUUACCAUCAAGAUUACUAGGAAUUCGUGUAUUUUGGGAUGACAAGCAUAUUAAUGACCUGGAGGACAGUUAUGGGCAACAAUGGACAUAUGAACAGAGAAAGAUUGUGGAGUUCACUUGCCACACAGCAUUCUUCGCCAGCAUUGUGAUCGUGCAGUGGGCCGAUCUGAUUAUCUGCAAGACCAGGCGUAAUUCUGUCUUCCAGCAGGGAAUGAAGAACAAAAUCUUGAUCUUUGGAUUGUUUGAGGAAACAGCACUGGCGGCUUUCUUGUCUUAUUGCCCUGGCAUGGAUGUGGCUCUCAGAAUGUACCCACUCAAGCUCAAUUGGUGGUUCUGUGCCCUCCCGUAUUCUCUUCUCAUCUUUAUUUAUGAUGAAAUCAGAAAGCUCAUCCUUAGACGGAACCCCGGAGGUUGGGUGGAAAGAGAGACAUACUACUAGACCAUCAUGUUAGCACUUCUUCUUUGUGUUAUCUUUGUGGUGUAACAGUAGUUUUGCUGUUCUGAAUUUAACCUAUACAUUUUAAAAUAUUUUUAUAUAGAAUGAUUGUAGUACUAAGAUUCUGCUGACAUGCUAAAUAUAGACUUGAAAAAGUUUUUAAUUGUGUAAUUUGAAUAAACUGUGUCAACUUCACAAAAAUGUGGUCUCAUUUAAUAACUUACUGCCUUGUAGGUCAGAGUUUUUUUGUUUUUUUGUACUUACAUGUCAGUUAUCUUGUUAGUAUGGUAAGAUUUAUGGACUUAUUAAUGUGCCAGUGAUGUUUUUGUUCAGGUUAUAAGUGAUGACUACAUUUCCAAGUGUAAUUCACAUAAGAAAGUUAACUUAUACUUGUGUAUCUAUUCUUAAUAUUUAUAAAUGUUUUUAAGAAACAGAAUAUACUUAGCAGCGGUGUAAAAAAAUAAGAGACAUAACAAGGAUAGGUAAAGUUGCUUGUUAUAUAGUUAGUACUAGAAUGUGUGUGUGUGUGUGUGUGUGUUUAUUUGCUCACUGGAUGGUUCUUUUGAGAUGGCUAAGAGCCUAGUAACCCAGAAGAAUAGAAUCAUGUUGGCAUGGAUACACAGCAGUAGCCCUAAACUAUUUCAUUCAGAAUUAAAGGAACAGAAUGUGCCUGUGUUUCCUCUCCAUCCUUAUUCAUUUAGAGCCCUUUGGAAUGUUAAGCCACUCUUCUUUUUGUUGUCUUCUGCAGUGGUGUUCCCAUUGAUUUGGCAUAACACACACACUAACACCGAAACGAACCACUCAUUUUACCACGUAAGAUGCUACUUUUUUCUUCUAAAUUGUGACUGUAUUGUGUACCGUAUGAUUAGUUUUGGGCAUGAGCAAUAUGAAAGGGCAGUGAUACAUGUCCCCUUUCCACUUCUAAAUCAAUACUUUGUCAUCAUUCA